Molecule: messenger RNA, 907 nt
Organism: Rhipicephalus sanguineus (brown dog tick)
Lineage: Eukaryota; Metazoa; Arthropoda; Arachnida; Ixodida; Ixodidae
Source: RefSeq, a predicted model, not a curated record
AUGUCGAGGGAGGAGAAUAAUGCGAUCCGUUCACUCUGGAAUGAUGAGAACAUUGUCAUCCUCCCAGCCGACAAGGGCAGCGCAAUGGUCGUGCUCGAUAGGGAGGCGUACAGCGACAAAGUGCGUGAUCUCCUUCACAGCCCGGCCUAUGAAACGCUGGCGAAAGACCCCACACCAAGAGUCCAAAGGGAACUGAACAAGCUCCUGGCGGAUAUCUUUAAGAGGCCACCCGGAGGUGCCUGCGGGUCGAGUGAUUCCCCUCCAGAGCCCGAAUCCAAGCCCAGCCCUGUCAAAGAGGGAGUCCUGAUUGACCUGUGCAGUGAAAUCGACACCACUCUCCAGGUUGCCCCCAUCCGCAAAUCGGUGCCAGCUGGUGGGCUGACGUUCCCCACUGUCGGGGAGUCCAUUGCGACCUACUACAAUGCCUCGCCACCGAAUGUGGAGCGUUCUUACUACAACGUCGCAAGGCUGAACGACGCUCGGCCCACUUACUCCAACCUGGACAGCUCUGACCGAUACUACUCGUGCGUGACGGCUGAGAGUGCAGCCCCGCUGUCUCGUGUCAGCAGUUGCCCAUCGCUGAGUGUCGAUGACCUGCUGUCAACGCCCAACAAUAGUGGCCAGUCUCAAGGGCUGCCUUCGCAGGUGGAUGCCUUUGACUGGCUUGAUGCCAAGAUGGAGGCCGUACGCAAAGCUCAGGUCUCCCCGAAGCACGUGUCGUUGUACAGCAGAUUGCCACCGAGCUCCAUGGGAACGACCAAAAGUGCCACAGUGUGUGGCGUGCCCCUGUUGCGACCUCCACCAUCGCGCGACAAGCGCCUGUUCCCCAGUGAUGUGCAGGUGACGGGCGUGGACUUACUGCAGCAGCUUCCGCCGCCUCCGACGCUUCCAGCACCACUUGCCCAGG